Frankliniella occidentalis (western flower thrips) is the source of this 1411-nucleotide messenger RNA. Its product is annotated as macro domain-containing protein RSc0334. Gene Ontology annotation, biological process: peptidyl-glutamate ADP-deribosylation; purine nucleoside metabolic process; DNA damage response. Lineage: Eukaryota; Metazoa; Arthropoda; Insecta; Thysanoptera; Thripidae. Gene Ontology annotation, molecular function: ADP-ribosylglutamate-[protein] hydrolase activity. Gene Ontology annotation, cellular component: nucleoplasm. The transcript has 9 exons. The record is from RefSeq and is a predicted model, not a curated record. Bases 113 to 967 code for a protein of 284 amino acids.
AGAUGACACUGCUUUCUGCUAUUUAAAUACGAAUAGCAAUCGAACGAAUCCCCGGUCCGCGCUGGACAGAUCCAAUAUUGUGUUAUUUUAUUGUUUGAUAGUAUUGCAGAUUAUGCAAGCUGUGAAGGUGUUGCGAUGUUCUCUUACUGUUCGAAGCUCUGUCAUCUUUAAAGAGCUCUUGAACCAUUCACUUCUUUACAAUCAAAUUUACAGCAAUCAUCAGCAAGGACACUUCUUUGCAACCAUGACAUUUGCUCAGGACAAAGACAAAUAUCUCAACAUGUCUUUGGAUGCAAAGCGCAAGAUCUAUAAGUGUACUAGUGAUGGAUUUAAUACACUGUCCGACAUUGAGACCUGGCCAGAAUACCUCCAACAGCAUCAGAGCCGUUUAGCAUCUCAAUUUGCAAACUGCAAAGAAAAGGCUGGUGUUGAGAAGAAGGUUGUUAGGCCAGAACUGGCAGCUAAGGUGUCUCUGUGGAAAGGAGACAUCACUACCCUUGAAAUUGACAGUAUUGUCAAUGCUGCCAAUAAGUCUCUUCUUGGAGGUGGAGGUGUUGAUGGCGCCAUACAUCGUGCUGCAGGAGGCUCAUUGAAAGAGGAAUGCCGCUCACUGGAGGGAUGUAAAGUUGGCGAAGCAAAAAUCACAGGGGGCUAUAUGCUACCCUCUAAAUAUGUAAUUCAUACUGUAGGACCGCAAGGAGAAAAACCCAAAGAUCUACAAAGUUGUUAUGAAUCAUGUUUAGCCCUGAUGAAAGAAAAUAACCUGAAGUCUAUCGCUUUUCCCUGCAUAUCUACUGGCAUCUAUGGUUAUCCUCAAGAUGCUGCAGCUAAAGUGGCUUUGCAAGCUGUACGUACAUAUAUGGAAGGAAAUCAUGAAGAGGUGGAUCGUAUUAUCUUUUGUGUGUUUCUACCAGCAGACGUUACAAUUUAUGAAAAUCUGCUCCAGCUCUUUUUCCCAACAACUUAGGCCUGUUUAAAGCCUUUCUUUUCCAAGUGUUAAAUCUGUGUGAUUUAAAUGACUCUUUUACGGAUGUCCUAUGGAUUUAGAUUUUAAUAAUCCACAUUUGUGAUAUUUCUUUGACUUAUUUAUUUACUUAGCUUCUGAAUCUUGUAGUGCAUAUAUUACAUGGUGUGCCUUAUCUUAAUGCUCACUAUUGUUGGUUGUGAGACUUCAUGAAAAUAAUCUACCUGCUAAUUAAUUUUAAAACUAAUUUUAGAGACAAGCAUGCAUUGUCAUUACUUUUUAUGAACUGUUGAUUCAACAAAAUAUCAAAUCCUGCAAUGGGUCACACACCAUUUAGAAAAUACUUUUGUCAUAAAACAGCCUGUUCACCUUGGCUCUCUGCUAAGUGUGGUGUGGCAUCGCUAACCAAAUCUUUAAAAAAUACAAAUCUCAAGCUCCAACCCCAUA